AUGGGCGACGAUAGCCGUCCGAUUCUCGAACCACAGGCAUCCCAGACACGAUUUAAUAUGAGCCAGAAAAUAGAGGGUCGGAGGCGGAAGAAGGUGUUGGUGGUCGGUGCAGGAGCUGCUGGCAUGUCGUGCGCACACCACCUUUCGAACCACCCAGACAAAUUCGAUGUAACGCUCGUGGACGCAGUAGACUACUGCGGUGGUCAGGCGUAUUCCAUCCCGAUAGACAAGGAGAAGACGGGCGCAUCAUGGCUCAACCAAGGAGUUCAGGGCGGCUCUCCCAUCUUCCACCACACCAUGACCAUGUUCGCUCGCAAUGGCUUCUGGGCGGAUCCUGUCAAGCUUCAGGUGUCGUUCGGCAAAGGAGAGCAGUUCUGGAGUAAUGUCUAUCCUACACAGCUUCUCAAGAAGCAUGAGAAAGAGGUGAAGCGAUUCAACACCAUGUUGAAGAUUGUACGCAUGUUUGAGGUCUUCUUCGCUUUGCUGCCAAUCAAGUACUUGGUCAAGAUCUUUAGAUUCUCGGAUGAGUUUGCGAAUGCUGUGGCAUUGCCUAUGCUUGCCCUGUUCCUGGGAACGGGAAACUAUACACCAGAAGUACCCACCAUGGUUCUUGAGAGGCUGUGUACCAGUCCGACAUAUGGCAUGUGGUAUCCUCCAGAUAAGGCCAGCAUUACUUCGCAGAUGCCCUCGAUGGUGGUAUUUCCAAAUCUCAGCGACUUCUACGAUACCUGGCGGAAGAACUUGAUCAAGAAGGGCGUCAACAUUCGACUUUCCACAGAGGUCACUCAGGUGAUUCGAAGAGAUAAGAACGGAGUAGCUGUGAAGAUCAUUGGUCGCACACCGACGGAAGACGGACACAAUCCGAAUUCUGCUUGGACUGGGGAGACCCCGAGAGCAGAUGCUGAUGCCAUUGAGACUAUUGAGGAGUAUGAUGAGAUUGUGCUCUGUGUUCUCACGGACACCGCAAAGCGUCUUCUCAAGCCUACCAUCACUAGAAUUGAGUCCCGAGUUUUGGGGUCAGCCAAAUUCGCCAACGACAUUACUGUCACUCAUCAGGAUUCCGAGUAUAUGAAGAAGCACUACGAGAACUUCUAUUCGAAAGACCUCGCAGUAGCAAACAUCAAUGGAGUAGACUCUCAAGACCGCUGCGACUUCGCCAAAGACAACUUCAAAGCCAUGUACCUCAUCCGAAACUACCAGGAAGAUCUCACCAAGUUGGAAAUGUGCUUCGAUUGCACAAACUACCAAGCCCAGUUCCCACCCGAGGUCCCAUUCGAGAAGCACGUAUUCCAGACCAUCUUCCUGAACAAGGAGCGUGAUGGACACCUCUGGGCUAUCGAUGAGAUCGACGAGAGCAAGAUCAUCCGCAAGGAUUGGUGGCAUCAACUCUGUCACAGCUGGACCCACUACAUGUUCGUUGUACCCUGGAUGUGGCUCCUCCAAGGAAAGAGGCACACCCGCUACGCCGCCUCUUGGACAUUGGUCAACGCACACGAAGUCGCUUGUAUCAGCGGUAUCAGUGCUGCUGUGGAUCUUGGAGCUGACUAUCCCGAGGAUCUGGAACGAGACAAGUUUUCGUUCUUGGCUUUCAGAUUGUAUUAUCUGCUUGUUUAUGGAAAGUGGUUUGGAAGGAAGGCCACGAAGAAGACGAAGGAGGGACCGGGUAAGGAGUGGGCCACUGGUAAUGAGUAUGGAAGCGAGUAUGCUGGGCCGGGUGUGCAGUAUGAGACUGAUAGGUUGAUUUGGAGGAAUGAGGUCAAGGCUGGGAGGAGUGUGGAGAGCUUUUAG
Messenger RNA from Ramularia collo-cygni, 1788 nucleotides. RefSeq names its product related to flavin-containing amine oxidasedehydrogenase. Bases 1 to 1788 code for a protein of 595 amino acids. The record is from RefSeq and is a predicted model, not a curated record. Gene Ontology annotation, molecular function: oxidoreductase activity. Lineage: Eukaryota; Fungi; Ascomycota; Dothideomycetes; Mycosphaerellales; Mycosphaerellaceae. The transcript has 3 exons.